CCGAGAUUGACAUUGCUUCGACCCGCUGCUCAGCUCCCCCAAUCUCCCCCAACAUAUUCAGAAGGGACGGCAGAGGAGAUGCCGCCGACAUGAGCGGCCUGUUGAUCAGUUACAUAACCAUUCGAUCUACUUAGACCGUAUUCAACAUCGAUGCAGAUUCAGGUCUCUGAUCCCACCAUGGCCUCGACCAUGGGCAUGAGUUUGGACAACCGCCGAGCCCGGCUUCAUCAGCUUGCUGCCGAAUGGGGUAUCCACCCAUUGCCGCCGGUGGCCCCGCCGUCUCCGGCCCCACAGUCCCGGACACCGAACGACGAGUUCCACGCCGAAGAGCUGCUUAAAAGACGGCGCAUGUCGGUAAUCCAAGAAAAGCCAUCCCAAGGCACCCUCAAACGAGCUUUCAGCUCCAACAGAAAAACAUGGGAGCCGAGCGAAAUCUUCGAGGCGCUCAAUGCCCACGUAGCCAAUGGCGGAGCACCGGGCGUCGCCGACGCGCUCAUCGCGAAGCUGUUGUCGGUCGGCGGUAACCUUAACGUGGCGAAUGGCAAGAGCAAAACCAACCUGCUCACCAGGCGAAGGAGCACAGAAAAUAUGGAACGCAGCAGAGUGCUGCAAAAGGCCGUCGAGAAUCGCCAGGCCGACAUGGUUGCUGUCCUGGCCCAGCACGCAGACCCUCUCACUCUUGAUCGGGCACUGCCCCUGGCACUACGAGCGGGUGACCUCGCCAUGGUCCACCUAUUGCUCAGCAGGGGUGCAAACGUGUCACAGACACAGGAUGCCCUGGACGCAUUCCGCCAGAUAUGCAUCAUGGGCGGGAACGCCGACCUAGUCGGGUUGGUUCUCCAGUCCGAGGGGCCUCCACCGCCGAGCUGGCUCUCAAUGUGCAUGGUCGAUGCUGCUCGGAAGGGGUGUCUUCAGACCGUUCUAAGGCUGAGCCGGUCUUCCGCCGACUGCGAAUACAACAAGGCCGAAGCCCUGAGAGCUGCGACAGCCCAGUGCAGGGUAGACAUCGCACUCGCCAUUCUCACAGCAGCAAAGCCCCCAACCACCGGAGGCCAAGGCAUUCUGGAGAGCUUUGGUCUGCUUCUUCAGCACGCCACCGUCGGUCCAAACGAGAAACUGGCCCUCACAGAAGCUCUGCUGUGCGCUGGAGCCUCAGGCGAUCCUGUCUCAGUGCUGCUUUCGCAGGCUUGCGCAAACGAGUUCCACGACAUGAUCACUCUUCUCGUCUCGUACGGAGCCUCCGUCGAGUUCCAAGAUGCCAGCAUUGUGCGUAACGCUGUUUCGAGGGGACAAAGCACUCUUGUGCACUUGCUGCUGGGAGACUCGACCAUCCUCAAUCCGAUCUACGCAUCGCAGUGCGUCACGAGUAUCCCCAAAGCAAUAGCGCCAGAAGACCGCUAUGCCAUACUCAGCCUGCUCUUGAAGAAGGGUGCUGCAGGAACACCGUUGCACGAUGCUCUGGUCGACGCCGUCAAGGCCGGCGAUCUGCCAUCCGUACAGCUCUUAACAACACCCCAAUUUCCGAGCCCCCGGCCGUCGACGAAUCCAAACCGCCGCAGCAGCCUUCCCGGAAUGGUAUACAUUCGACACGAGAUGGCUUCGGUGGACCACAAGAGCGGUCUUGCACUCGACAUCGCAGUGCAAACGGGGAACCUGCCGAUGGUAAAGCAGCUUUUGGCCGGCAAGCCGUCCACCAAGACGCUCGACCAGGUGUUUUCCUCGGCUCUAAAACUCGAACCCGCCGUCCGUUACGAUAUCGUGGAAUGCUUCCUCACCGCCGGUGUCUCGCGUGCAAGCGUUUCUGCGGCACUGCAGCAGGCUGUCGAGGAACAACCCCCACAUCGGGACGAGAAUCUGAUUAGCGUCUUGCUGCGACAUGAUGUUGAUGUCAACUUUAACGACGGCGCUGGGAUCCUCGCAGCAAUCACCAUCCGAGACCUGCCAUUGCUUGAAACACUGCUCAAAAGCAAACCCGCGCCCCAAACCAUGGCCGCCGCUGUUGCUCGUGCCAUGGUAGUGGAGGAGAAGCCCGUCCGCUAUGAAAUGAUGAGAAUGCUCAUCGGUGCUGGAGCGGGUCGGGCCGGGACCGAGGUAUCCGAGGCACUCACACAACUCCUACCUGUCAAGCCAACGGACAUGCAGCUAGCAACCUUGCUGCUCGAGCUGGGAAGAGCAGACGCAAACUUCAAUCAAGGCCUCCCCCUCUCCAUAGCUGUGACCGACGGCGAUCCCGCCUUGCUCGACCUCAUCCUCCGCCACGGCCGGCCCAAUCCCGACAGCAUCUACCGCGGCCUCGAGCUCGUCGCCGGCCUCUCCACGGACCCUUCCAAACCUGCCAAGCUUGCCGCACUCCUCCGCUACAGACCCACUCCCGAGUUCCUCAACGCGAUUCUCUUCAAGGAAGUCCAAACCCUGCUCGCCCUCCCGCCCGCCUCCCGCUCCCUUACCUCCCUCCGCGCCCUGCUGGCCGCAGGCGCCGAUGUCAACGCCCACAAAGCCGCUGCUCUCUGCUGCGCGGUCAAGGCCGCCGACGCCCCCAUAGUCGACCUGCUCUUCGGCGGCGGCGGCGGCGGUGGCGGCGCUUCCCUGACCGCCCGACCAUCUCCGGCCUCGCUGGCCGCCGCCCUCCCGCAGAGCCUCAACAUCUCCGACCCAAUGGACCGACUCGCCUUCACACAGCGCCUGAUCCGCGCCGGCGCGCCACCCGCCGAGGCAACCAGGGCGCUGAUCUACGCCAUCACCGCGCACCCGGCUGACCUGCCGCUGAUUACGCUCUUGGCCGGGCACGCAGACCAUCAGUCCCUCCCCUCCGGGAAGAAGCAAGGAGGAGCAUUGCUGGUGGCGGUCGAGGGAGGCAAUGUCGAGGCUGUCGAGGUCGUGCUCGAGAAGGGCGCCGGGCGGUACGGGAAGGCCGUCCUGGGGGCAGCGCUGAGGGAGGCGGUGAGCGCGCAGGUCGUUCCGGACGGGAACAAGAGGGUGGGGAUCACCAAGGCGCUGCUUAAGCGCGGGGUGGACGCGGGAGCGCUGGGGGAUGCGUUGCUUGUCGCGGCGAGGGAGGGGGAUCUGGAGCUAGGGAGGCUCCUGGUGGAGCACGGUGCGAGUGUCGAGCAUCGCGAGGGCCAGGCCAUCGUCGAAGCCUGUUCCGGGGGCUCGGCCGAGGUGCUGAAGAUGCUGUUGGGUGGCAAGGGCGAGGUGAAGAUGGUAACUCUGAUCAAGGGGUUCCAGGCGGCGGCGGCGCAGGUCGGGGACCUCGGCAAAAGAGCAGAUGUUUUCCGGCUGCUGCUCGACAAGGGGGUGGCGGGAGAGGUUGUUGACGCGCAGCUGGUGUCUGCUGCCAAGUGUGGGAUUGAGGGCGAGAGGCUGGUUCGCCUCUUGCUCGAGUUCGGCGCGAGUGUCGACUACGAUGCCGGCGAGGCCAUCUGGAACGCAACUCGCAGUGCCAUCCUGGGGAGUCUCAAGUUGAUGCUCGGCGUCGAGAAGGUGGGAGAGCGGCAGAAGACGCCAUCCCAGACAACGCUGCUCAGGUCUCUCAAGGCUAGCAAGAAACUCGGCAGUGACCUGCGAUACCAGGUCAUCCAGUGGCUCUUCCAAGCGGGGCUCACGCCCUGCGAGGAGAUCAACAUCGCCUUGAACAGGGCAGUUAAGGACGAACCCGAUUCCCGGCUUGUUCGGCUUCUGCUCGAACACGGAGCAUCUCCGUUGGCCAACGGCUGCGAAACCUUGAUAGACGCCGCCCAGUUGCUGUUGGACGAUAUCUUGUCCAUCCUCCUAGAGGCUGACAUACCGGCCAAGGAUGCGUCAUGGGCAUUCCAGCAGGCUUUCACUCCGGGGACGGCCACGACGUGGCUCACGGAGAAAGGUCUUCAUGUUGCGAAGAUGCUCCUGCAUAAGGGCGCAGAAGGAGAGUGCCUUGCUGUGGCUCUAAGCACCGCGAUUGACGCCUACGGAUCAGACAUUGACGCGGUAGCACGCGGAUUUGCUCAGGCAUUGCUACAGUUCAAUGUCGAUGUCAGUCACGAGCACGGGCUGGUUCUCCAGAAGGCGGCCCAGAAGGCGGACUCGGAAUUGAUCCAGCAGAUCCUACAGCAAAGACCGGAUUCGAUCGCGGUCUCGAUGGCGUUUCCAUACAUCUUCGACGCGGACCUUUCGGAAUCUGAAACUCUCCAUCUCAUUGAGCUGUUUGUGAACUACUAUGAAGGGGGGGAGAGGCUCGAUGUUAUGUUUGUCCAUCCCGUAUCCGAGCCGAUCCUGUUCCGGGCGCUGAACAAGUUUCCUCGCUCGGUGAGAAUCCUCAAGACACUGCUCGACGCCGGCUAUUAUCAUGACCAAACAACGGUCAUGCGGGUCAUGGAUGAUGUCGAGGAGCCAGAGCAAGUGAGCCUCCUAUUUUGGUCUCUUUCGCAGCCUCAGAAGAAAGUCAGCAGCGCGGUCAUCGAGCUGCUGAUCGACUCUGGCGCCAAGGUCGAUUUUGAGACCCGCGUGACCAAGACGACACCGCUCACGGUCGCGAUUCAGAACCGCCGGCACGACUUGGUAAAGAGCCUUGUUCUUGCCGGAGCCGAGGUUGAUGUGGUCGACGCAACCGGCAACACGCCGAUGACGCUGGCCACCCGGAUCGGCGGUGAUCUCGGCAUCUCUCUCAUGUCGAGCAUCCUCGCCGCCGACCCGUCGAUCAAUGACGGGUCAUUGCACAAUGCGGCCCGAGACCUCAACCUGAAGGCCAUGCAGGUGCUCGUAGAGCACGGUCACGACGUUGACUUCCCAAGCACCCUGCACGGCGGCCGUAGUGCGCUGGGCGAGCUGUGCCUGAACGCCGCCCACGCCGGCCCACUGACGGCUGCCCAGGAAAAGCAGAUGGAGAAAGCCAUGGCAUUCCUCAUCAGCAAGGACUCAGACCUCACGAUUCAGUCGGAUGGCAAAUCCGUUCUCCUCCUCGCCCUCCACUCGACCGACCCCAUCCCCACCACGCGCGCGCUGCUCAAGGUAGGCCUGUGGAAACACGUCAACAAGCCGUACAACCACUACACCGACGGGACCUACACUUACUCGGCCACGCAAUACGUCGCCCGCGUGCUCCCCUGCUCCGACGAUCUCCGACCACAGCUCCUCCAGCUCCUUAAGGCCAACCGCGCCAUCGACGUGUACUACGCCAACGACGGGCCGCAGCCCAAGGACGCAGUGAACCUGCCGCCCGAGCUCCUCCGCGCCGAGCGCGAACGCCGCGCGCGAGAAGAGCGCAUCGCCAAAGAAAACGAGGAACACGCGAUAGCGCUGGCGCGCACAAAGGAGAUUGCCCAGAUUCAGAACCAGAUCUUCGUGGCCCGCGCGGAGCUCGAAGACGCCCGCGCCCGCAGGAAGCGGGAGGACGAGAUGGCGGCGCUGCGGGAGAGGCAGGCGGCCGAAGAGGCGGCGUUCGCGGCCGAGCUGCAGCGCCGGAAGGCGGCGCGCGAAGCGGCCAUCGCGCACGAGCAGCGGCUCACCGAGGCCGGCCUCACCCGGGCGAGGCUGGUGGCGGAUGCGGAGCUGGAGAUGGAGGGGAAGAAGCGGGAGAUGAUGAUCAAGUGGGAGAGGGACAUGUCGCGACAGAAGGAGAACGACGCCAAGGCGCUGAGCAGCAUCAGGAUCAAGGAGAGGGAGGCGAUCGAGCGCCUGGAUGCCGCGGCCGAUGAGAGAGCGACCAGGAGGAUCGCGGAGCAGAGGAGGUUGGUGGAGGGGCAGACCGCGCUGGCGGCGAGGCUGGCGAACGGGGCGGGCGGGCUGGAUAGGAGGCAGAUUGGCUAUGUUACCGGGGAGCUGGACUAAAAAAGGCUCUGGAUAUUUUUAACCUUGUUUGUUUGUUGGUUGGCGGCCGAUGGCUGUGCUUCAGUUCAGGGUGGACGAACUAAUAAUUAACUCACCCCUUGAUCAUCCCCCUAUCUCGCUGGGUGGGCAAGCCAUGGAUUAAAAUCCCGAGUAUUAUAUACUUUGUUGAAAGUUGAAAUGGUCCUGUUGUUAACAAAUUUAUAUGUUCACUUCAUUAUGUGCAACAUCUGAGUUGCACUGGCAACAUCA
Molecule: messenger RNA, 6051 nt
Organism: Thermothelomyces thermophilus ATCC 42464
Lineage: Eukaryota; Fungi; Ascomycota; Sordariomycetes; Sordariales; Chaetomiaceae
Exons: 2
Coding region: 178-5802 (1874 amino acids)
Molecular function (GO): protein binding
Source: RefSeq, a predicted model, not a curated record